Molecule: messenger RNA, 240 nt
Organism: Penicillium soppii
Lineage: Eukaryota; Fungi; Ascomycota; Eurotiomycetes; Eurotiales; Aspergillaceae
Exons: 1
Coding region: 1-240 (79 amino acids)
Source: RefSeq, a predicted model, not a curated record
AUGAUGAAAUCGUUGAAAUCGACGCAAUCGUGGUCCGCAAAGAAGAACAAGGGUGCAAGCGCCGGGUCGCUGCAAGAAAGACUCACGAUGCAUGCGCCCAGAAAACCAGCUCACGAUAUUUCUCAGAGCGAGCAGAAAUUUUUCACCCAAGAGGAAGUUGAGGGUGAAGAGUGGGAGACUCCGAGAAAUGACGGAAGCAUGGGCAAUGAACCCACCGGUGUUUGCCCCGCUCGCACUUAA